GGGUCGGCGUACUGUCCGUCGUUUCCUUGCGGCAUUGGAGAGGGAGGUGGUGUCGAGAGACUGGAAACAUUUAACAUCAUAAUCCCGAAUCAACUCCACUGUACAAUGAAAUUAAUUUUAUUCACGCCCGCCUCUGAACUCCACUAUUUCAGCAUACUACUGAUAACCGGGCUGUACACUCCAGGACGAGGGGAGAUCACCAGUCUGGAUUCAGGGAACAUCGAUGACAUUCUUAACAAUGCUGGAGUGGCUUUAGUCAACUUUUAUGCAGACUGGUGUCGGUUCAGUCAAAUGCUGCACCCUAUCUUCGAGGAAGCUUCUAAUGUGGUGAGAGAAGAAUAUCCAGACCAUUCACAGGUGGUGUUUGCUCGUGUGGAUUGUGACCAGCAUACCGAUAUAGCGCAACGCUACAGGAUCAGCAAGUACCCGACCUUAAAACUCUUCAGAAAUGGGAUGAUGAUGAAGAGGGAGUACCGAGGUCAGAGGUCAGUGUCGGCCAUCGCCGACUUCAUCCGGCAACAGAAAGUGGACCCGAUCACAGAAAUCCACAGCCUGGAAGAGGUCAACAAAAUAGAUAGGACUAAGCGAAGCAUCAUCGGCUACUUCGAGCAGAAGAACUCCGAGAACUACCGCACGUACGAAAGGGUGGCCAAUAUCUUGCGAGAUGACUGCGUGUUCCUGGCAGCAUUCGAUGAAGUGUCUAAACCUGAGAGGUUCAGUGGAGAUAAUGUUAUCUAUAAGCCAGUAGGAGAAACUGUUCCGGACAUGGUGUAUCUCGGCUCACUCACAAACUUUGACCUGACGUACGCAUGGGUGCAGGACAAGUGUGUGCCUCUGGUCCGAGAAAUCACUUUCGAGAAUGGAGAGGAGCUGACAGAAGAAGGCAUUCCAUUCCUGAUCCUCUUCCAUCAGAAGGACGAUACAGGAAGUCUAGAAAGGUUCCAGCAGGAGGUGGCACGUCAGCUCAUCACCGAGAAGGGCUCUAUAAAUUUCUUGCACGCUGAUUGCGAUAAGUUUCGGCACCCUCUGCUACACAUCCAGAAGACUCCUGCCGAUUGCCCCGUCAUUGCUAUAGACAGUUUCCGCCACAUGUAUGUCUUCCCAGAAUACAACGACCUCUCGGUUCCAGGAAAACUGAGGCAGUUUGUUUUAGACCUCCACUCUGGAAAGCUGCAUCGAGAGUUCCACCAUGGGCCUGACCCCACAGACACCACUCCAGGACAGCAGGAGGAGAACAUAGAGGUGGCCAGCAAUCCUCCAGAGAGUUCAUUCCAGAAGCUAGCACCCAGUGAGAACCGUUACACCAUCCUCAGGGAUCGGGACGAACUGUGACCUCGUCCCACAUCUCCACCUAAGCGAACACCGGCAGGAAGCCACCUGCGUCACCUCUAUUUUCAUAACUUUUAUUUUGGCUGAAAAAAAAACCACAAACAAAAAAAACAAAGAAGAAUAACUGAAGGUUUUUUUUUUGUGGAGUAGGGCGAAGAAGAAAUGAGAGUGGGCGAGCAAGAGAGAUUGAUUUUACUUUUUUUUUUUUUCUUUUUUCUUUAGUGCUUGUAAAUAUGUAUGUCCUCUGUAGGUGAGUUGUCUAAAUUAAAUAAGUGUUUUUUUUUUGUUUUUUUUUUCCUCCCAACCCCUAGUUUUUUUCUCCUUUUUUCUGUUAAGAAGAAAAAUAAGCAGAUCAACGUUGAUGGUUCUCACCGGCAGGAUCCAGACACCCAAGGCCUGGGGAAUCAUGGGAAAUGACUGUGUGGUCAAUCCUGUGGUGUCCCUCAUUCAUUUACAGUCUACAGUAGAGUGUGAAUGUGAGUGUGUAUGAGUGAGAGACCGUGUGCGAGAGAGUGCUGUGGUACAUAAUUAGUCUGUAUUCUUACAUACUGUGGGAGUUCCUGACUCCCAGAAGUCCUUGCUUGUUAAAAUCUGGACUCAUAUCAGCCCAUUCCAUGAGGAGGCAUGGUAAGGGGUGGGGCCUAAUAAGGGGUGGGGCUUAACAGGGGGUUUGUAAAUCAUCCCAGAGUGGGGAAUGGAAACAACCAAACAAACAAAAAAGUAAAUUAAAAAAAUUAAAGGGAAAACAUUUUACAGGAAUCUAGAGUGUCUGUGUUUUAUAUCAAGUGCAAUCAAGGUUUUGUGUUAUUUUUUUAACAGAAAUAUUAUUUACAAACUCAUGUUAACUUGCACAGGAUUGCAUGUUUGCAAGAUUUUUGCACCCUAAUUAAUCUCUGAAGAUCAAGGAGUGAAUUUAACCAUGACAGGAAGUUGGUAUGGAAACAGUGAGUCACGCUUCAGCAGCACUAGUGUGUACAUUGAGGAACGUUCUGAAGUCUUAUUUUGGUAAAAACUUGAAGCCCGGUUUGAGGAAAGUGGAAGUGGCGUGAGGUGGGCGAUGAUGUUUUGUGACAUCAUCCCACCCACGGCAGAAACCCAUGGCAUCACGGCAGCAUAUACGAUGAUAUCAUGCACACAAACCGGGCGCUAGGAUGGUCUGCGUUUCCAGUCUGCAUGAUCGUGGAAAGUGUGGGGUGUCUGGGACGCAGACGUGAUUUGGGUCCUUUCACUGGGAAUUUCCCCUUCCCCUACCCCCUACAGGCAGCCAAACACACUCGCACCUCCAUCUAUACACACUGCCUAUGACACAGUUGCCCAUCUACACACACACUCAGGGAAAGUCCUGCGUGUGUUGUGCGGAAGGCGUGGGGGGAUAACAUGUAGCUCAAAUCAGGCCUGUGUCUUUAUGGGGCUUCCCCAAAUAUCCCAAAAAAAAAAAAAAAAACACACAAAAAACCAUAACCCUAAAGUUAGGGUCAUACGAUGUUUACCAUGUCAAAAACGAUCAAAAUAAAUAAAAGGAUCUCAUGCUGA
Molecule: messenger RNA, 2862 nt
Organism: Tachysurus vachellii
Lineage: Eukaryota; Metazoa; Chordata; Actinopteri; Siluriformes; Bagridae
Gene: erp44
Product: endoplasmic reticulum protein 44
Exons: 11
Coding region: 106-1332 (408 amino acids)
Source: RefSeq, a predicted model, not a curated record